Molecule: messenger RNA, 3277 nt
Organism: Sturnus vulgaris (Common starling)
Lineage: Eukaryota; Metazoa; Chordata; Aves; Passeriformes; Sturnidae
Gene: PREPL
Product: prolyl endopeptidase like
Biological process (GO): proteolysis
Cellular component (GO): cytoskeleton; Golgi apparatus
Molecular function (GO): serine-type endopeptidase activity
Source: RefSeq, a predicted model, not a curated record
GAACGGGAUUCAGCUCCUGCUGCCCAGGGACCCUCGGGAGAGAGCGUGGGUUUGGUGUUGGAUGGUGGGGAAGUAGCGGGGGACGCCUUCCCCGAACUUUCCCGGUGUUCUGUCACUCAGCGUUUGGACGUGCACGGUUGCACCUCCUCCUCAUAGUGUCACUGGAGUUAAACUUCGGGCCGCCAGGAAUGUUCAAGUUAAAAUUUGGGUGCUAGUUUGUUAACGAAGUUUUACUUAUUUUCUUGUUUAAUUUACCUAGUGAAUCAACCACAUUUCUUUGAAAGAGGAAGUUUACGGUAUGUCUAUUUCAUGUCUAUUUCAUGUCUAUGUAUGUGUAUUUACACCUGCAGUUUACAUUAUGUACAUUUCACACACGCAGUGUAAAUGAUCGGCAGUUUGGGAUUUUCAGAAAUUCCAGGCUGGCUUUCAAGAAAUGAAGGUUAGGAUGUGCUGUGCUGGACUGCGGAAUCUUCUCCAAGGGCUGAGCUUCAGUGCCAAGUACUACUGUAAGCAUAACCUGCCUCAAACAGUAUGUCCUUACAGUAAAAUUGGACCCAAAAAGUGCCACAUCCUGAACUGUUCAAAAAGUACAUCAUGCACCCACAGGACUGCACCACCUGGAAGCAUCCUGCCGUGCAGAUUUUUUGCCUGCAAGCAGGAAGGAACAAAAGUCCCUUCCAAAAGGAAGCAGAAUACAGCCAUAGUAACUUCAGACCUUUUGCACAAGAACCUUCUGAAAUCAGAGCAAAAAAACUGGGAUAGCAUUUCACCUACAUACAAAGCUAUGACAAAGAGAAUCAAAGAAAAGCUGGAAGAAUUGCACAACAUGUACACACUCAAUUCAGGAAGCCCAAGGAUGAGGUUGGGAGAGAAUGUGUACUUUGAAGAGAAUGGCUGCAUAUUUCUUGCAAAAGCAGAUGAUGAUGAAGGAAGUGCUGAGAUUUUAUUCAGUGUUGAAGAUCUUGGCUUUUCUGAUGCCUUUAUUCAACGGAUCAGAAUUUCACCAGAUCACAGAUACAUGGCCAUCAGCUUAAAAAGUGAAAAUUCUGAAGAGGCAACCUGCAUUAUUAUGAAACUUGGUAAUCUUGUUGCUGUGGAAAAAGUAAUUCCAAGUGUAUUUAGCUUUGAAUGGGCUGCAAAUGAUGUUCUAUAUUACACAACUCAGAAGAACCUUAAAUGCCAGAAUGUAUUCAUGACCACUUUCACUUACCAGAAACAUACUAAGUUAGUUUACACAGAACAAGAUGCAAGAUUCUUUGUAGACCUUUAUUGCACAAAAGACAGGCGUUUUCUCACUAUCAACAGCAACAGCAAGACAAGCUCAGAAGUUUGGCUGGUUGACUGCAGACAUCCCUUUGAGCCACCUGCUCUUGUACAAGCACGAACCAAAGGGGUCAUUUACCACAUCGAGCACAGAAAGGACCAGUUGUACAUUCUUACUACAUAUGGAGAACCUGCAGAAUAUAAGUUGAUGAAUGCACCAGUAGCUUCCAGUGGCAAGGAGAACUGGCAGUUAGUUUAUGCACUGGAAAAGAAAACCAAGCUGGUAGACUUUGAGAUGUUCAGUGAUGACUGUGUUAUGUUCCUGAAGAAUGCUGGCCAUCUUUACUUAAAUGUGAUUUCUUUUGUUUCACACUCAGUUCAAUCAAUAAAGCUACCUACAUGGGCCUGUGAAUUUGAAUUGGAAUCUCAUCCUGAACUUACCACCAGCACCUGCUAUUUUCAGCUCUCCUCCCCAGUACACCCCCCUAAGCGUUUUGCAUAUUCAUUUAAAGAAAAUAAUCUCAUUGAACAAGCUGUGCAAGAGGUACCAAUUAUUACGAAUUGUCACACUACACGUUUACUAGCUAAAAGCAAGGAUGAAACUUUGGUGCCAAUUACAGUUUUUCAUAAUAAGAAUUCUAAAGAACUACACAGGAGACCACUUCUAGUUCAUGUAUAUGGAGCUUAUGGCAUAGAUUUGAACAUGAGCUUUAAAGAAGAGAAGCUGAUGUUAAUUGAAGAGGGUUGGAUAUUAGCGUAUUGCCACGUUAGGGGUGGAGGAGAGCAGGGCCUUGGCUGGCACAGAGAUGGAUGUCAGCAUAAUAAACUAAAAGGUCUCCAUGACCUCAGGGCUUGCAUCAGGCUGCUGCACCAGCUGGGAUUUUCUCAGCCCAAGCACACGGCACUGACAGCUGCCAGUGCUGGGGGAGUUCUCGCAGGAGCCCUGAGCAACACUGACCCAGCACUGAUCAGAGCCGUGGUUUUACAGGCUCCUUUCGUAGAUGUUCUAAAUACAAUGAUGAAAACUCAUCUCCCACUGACAAUUGAGGAACAAGAAGAAUGGGGAAAUCCAUUAGAAGAUGAAAAGUGUAUGAAGUAUAUCAAAAGCUAUUGCCCAUACCAGAAUAUUAAACCACAGUGCUAUCCAUCAGUUUUUAUCACGGCGUAUGAAAACGACGAACGGAUACCACUAACAGGAAUUUUGCAGUAUGUUCAGAAACUCAGGAAGGCUGCACUAGAUCAUGCCAGCAGAACAAGUAAGAAAGGAAAUUGGAUUCCUAAUAUAAUCCUAGAUGUCCAUGCAAAUGGCAGUCAUUGUGAUUCAUCCUGGGAGCACUCACUGAAUGAGGUUGCAAGACACCUUGCUUUUCUGAACAGAGAACUUGAGGAAGUGUGCUAUCCCCAACAUCACAGCAAAUCCUGCCAAUAACUCCUAAACACACUGACCACCUGAAAAACGUCGGGUUUUUGGGUCAGGUUUGGAUUUGUAUGGAAAGCAAACACCUUCUCCACAGGAUCUCUUCUCUCAGAUCCCUGCUUUAUGGGCACAAGCACACAAAGCUGGGUGUGGCACUGCCAUACAAAAAUACAGACCAAGAACUGGAUUUCUGCCCUGCCUGGCUAUGCAGAAGCAGCUGCCAGCAGAAAUGAGUUUGUCCAGCAGCUCUGUUCACACGAGUGGAGCUGGAGCACAACAAUGGGCACACAGAGCCUCACAGCAGAGCCACAGGCACUUGGCACAGGCAGCCUUCCUGUCCAAGGCAUGUCUUGCAUGGCCACAUGUUACACAAGGCAGUAGACCUCCUCCAAAGCAUCUGACAUUGAAGUCUUACAACUUCCAGAACUAAUUCCCAGAUGUAGGUGAUGGUGAUUGCUGCCCUCUCUGUGUGCACAGCAGCUAUGGUGUACUGAUCAUGUGGUGGGAUUGACCAAACUGCAAAGAAAAGCACUCUCAAGAAGGGGAAUUUUAGCAGAAUUGUGAUCUUAAUACAUUAAAAAUCUUGCAGUUACCUUA